GGAAGGAGGGCGGGAGAGAGGUUGGGGAGGGGAGGAAACUACGGACAGAGACAGCAACAGCAAAGAGUGAGAGAACUGGAGCAGUAAAAAGAGGCAGGGACUGAGAGUUAAAAGCACAAGGAGCAAAGGGGAGACAGAUCAUGGAACUGCUCCUGCAGUUCUGGUCCCAGGUUCUAUCCUGCAGGAAAAUUCUCCCAGCACUGGGCAUCGCCCUCAUCGUUUUUGCCCUGCUAACUGAUUUUGUGAAACGCAGGAAGAGCUGGAGCCGCUACCCACCAGGGCCAACCUCGCUGCCUUUCAUUGGGACGAUGCUGCAGAUCGACUACCACAACCCGCACCUCUCCUUUACCCAGCUGAGUAAAAAAUUUGGAAACGUCUACAGUCUUCAGAACUGCUGGAACAAUCUGGUGGUAGUGAAUGGAUUCCAGGCAAUAAGGGAAGCAUUGGUCCAGAAAGCAGAGGACUUUGCUGACCGACCACCCCUUCCUAUAUAUAAACACUUGGGCUAUGGAAAGAACUCCGAAGGGUUGGUGGUUGCAAGAUAUGGACACGCCUGGAAGGAGCAAAGGAGAUUUACACUCUCCACCUUGAGGAACUUUGGGAUGGGAAAAAAAUCCCUGGAACAGCGUGUGAUUGAGGAAACUGGAUUUCUAUGCUCUGCGAUCUGUUCUGAAAAAGGUCGUUCUUUUGAUCCACAUUUUCUUAUAAACAAUGCAGUUAGCAACGUGAUCUGUUUCCUCGUCUAUGGUGAGCGCUUUGACUAUAACAAUAAGAAAUUUCAGAGGUUGCUCCGUGUGUUUGAAGAAGCCUUGAAUGAAGAAAGUGGAUUCCUGCCCCAGUUCCUCAUAGUAGUACCUUGGUUGCUGCACAUACCCGGAGUGCCACAGACUGUCUUCCAAUCACAAGCGAAGCUCCUGGCCUUCACAGAUGAGCUAGUGAAGGAGCACAAGGCGACCUGGAAUCCUACCCAAAAGAGAGACUUCACUGAUGUUUUUCUACAUGAGAUCGAAAAGGCUAAAGAGCAUGUGGGGAGCAGUUUCAAUGAGAACAACCAACGUUUGGUAACAGUUGACUUGUUUUCUGCUGGCACUGAGACGACCUCCACCACCCUGCGCUGGGCGUUGCUGUACAUACUUCUCUAUCCUGACGUUCAGUCUAAAGUCCAAGAGGAAAUUGAUAAGGUGAUUGGCAGGGACAGGUCACCCCAGAUGGAGGACCAAGUGAACAUGCCUUAUACCAAUGCUGUGAUCCACGAAACUCAACGUUAUGGGGAUAUCGUUCCUGUUGCAGUGCCCCACAUGACAUACCGGGACACCGAGCUCCAAGGCUUCUUCAUUCCAAAGGGGACGACAGUCAUCACCAACUUGUCCUCAGUACUGAAGGAUGAAACAGUUUGGGAGAAGCCGCAUCAGUUCUACCCAGAGCAUUUCCUGGAUGCAGAUGGGCAGUUUGUGAAGCCAGAGGCCUUCUUGCCUUUCUCUGCAGGUCGUCGUGUUUGCCUAGGGGAGCAGCUGGCCAGGAUGGAGCUUUUCCUCUUCUUCACCUGCCUUCUGCAGCAUUUCACCUUCUGUCUCCCUGAAGGCCAGCCCAGACCUCGAGAGGAUGGACACUUUGCUGCGACACUUGCCCCAUACCCCUACCAGAUCCAGGCUGUCCCAAGAUAAGUGCAGUUUUCUGCCAUGUUCUCCUUAUAUAUCUUAGGAGAGCUAUAGCACUUAACUGAAACAUCCUCACAGGCUGACAGGACGGCUUCUUCUGUCAGCAUUGUUAAUCCACCUCCCCCAGAGGCAGCAGGUCUGGAGAUGGGAGAAGCUCUCCUGCUGACAUAGUGCUGUCUACACCAGGGUUAGAUCCAUAUAAUUACGUUGAUCAAAGGUAUCGAUUUUUCACAUUCCACAGAGAUGUACUUACAUGGAUAUUUAGAUCGGCAGCAUAGACCUGGCCUUACUGUUGUGUAUGCUUCU
Messenger RNA from Pelodiscus sinensis (Chinese soft-shelled turtle), 1964 nucleotides. RefSeq names its product cytochrome P450 family 2 subfamily D member 6 (gene CYP2D6). NCBI's taxonomy places the organism in Eukaryota, Metazoa, Chordata, Testudines, Trionychidae. The record is from RefSeq and is a predicted model, not a curated record. Gene Ontology annotation, biological process: xenobiotic metabolic process; arachidonate metabolic process. Gene Ontology annotation, cellular component: cytoplasm; intracellular membrane-bounded organelle. Gene Ontology annotation, molecular function: oxidoreductase activity, acting on paired donors, with incorporation or reduction of molecular oxygen, reduced flavin or flavoprotein as one donor, and incorporation of one atom of oxygen; heme binding; iron ion binding.